Molecule: messenger RNA, 157 nt
Organism: Dentiscutata erythropus
Lineage: Eukaryota; Fungi; Glomeromycota; Glomeromycetes; Diversisporales; Gigasporaceae
Source: the annotation of a GenBank genome assembly
UACCAAACUUCAGAAGAGCUAACUAGGAAAAACACUCUCAAUGCAUUUUAUUACAAAAGAGAAGUCAAAAACAUAAACAAAGGUAAAAGAGUUUUGAAUGAAAUCGAAACACCAAGUGAAAAGCACCAAAACAAACGUGCACUUCUCAAACCUAGCA